Rhododendron vialii is the source of this 1750-nucleotide messenger RNA. Its product is annotated as F-box/kelch-repeat protein At3g23880-like. Gene Ontology annotation, molecular function: protein binding. Bases 1 to 1413 code for a protein of 470 amino acids. The transcript is spliced from 2 exons. The record is from RefSeq and is a predicted model, not a curated record. NCBI's taxonomy places the organism in Eukaryota, Viridiplantae, Streptophyta, Magnoliopsida, Ericales, Ericaceae.
AUGUCCGGCUCAUUAACCCAAUCGAGGUUAAAAGAAGGGAAAGUGGGCAGCUUCUUACAUUCUCUAGUGUAUGGAUUCAAGAAGAAGAAUUCGGAAAAACCGUUAUCAGAAACAAGAAGCAAGCCAUUGCAAGAACCCAAAACCUCGGCGGGAGUGUUGGACGGCCGACGGGAAAUCAAGCUUUUCCGCGGUGGGAUUUGCAUCGGCGAGACCAACGGAGUAGAGAACGUUGGAGCGGGAAAUCAAGAUCUCCCAAUCCCGGUAAGGAAAAGGAAGAAAAAGAACAAUACUACAUCGAAAGGAGAAUCAUGUCCUCCAAACAUUAUUAUUCCGGAAGACAUCGUUGUCGAAAUACUCUCAAGACUGCCCCUAGAGUCUCUUCCCCGGUUCACCUGCGUUUCGAAGCGAUGGCGUUGUUUGAUCUCUACCAUAUCCGCCACGAAAAAAGGAUCACCAAAGGUUCUCCUAGCAUCCUACUGGGCAGCACAUUCCUUUUCACCUCACUCGAUUAACCAACACCAACAAGAAGCUUGCGGGAAAAGCGUUUACGUCCCUUGGGCGGGUUUUCGUUAUCCUACACGAUACUUGGGAUCGUGUAACGGGCUGUUGCUUAUGGGUUUCGACAAGGACUUGUUCUUGUGGAAUCCACUGACUAGAUUCUUCAAGAAAAUGAUGGCAUUUGGGCCAUUGUGGGGCCGCGAGGACUACCGCGUGUGUUCUGGUCUUUGCUAUGACUCCACUGGUGAUGAUUACAAGGCCAUUCUUUCACUUGGCUAUCUUAGUCCGUAUUGCAAUGAUGGUGAAUUUGUUGUGGUGGUUAGUUUCAGAAAUAAAAGUUGGUCCAUUAUCGACUUCCCGUUCAUGAUAUCUACAAUGGAGUCGGGGCCAAUAGUCAAUGCAAAACUUCAUUGGUUUGCCUCUAAGAAUGAUUCAGGUAGUCAACCCCUUUCGCCCCACCAAAUUAUUUACUUUGAUGCACAUGUUGAUAAGUUUGGGGAGGUAGCAAUGCCAGAGCCCAAAAGAAGGGACGGUGAUAUUAUUGUUGGAUUAGGAGUUUUGGAUGAAUGUCUUUGUAUGUCUCGCUGGGACUAUCCAAGAAGCAAUGUUGAGGUAUUGGUAAUGAAACACUAUGGUGUGAAAAAAUCUUGGACUAUUCUGUUCGCAGUUUCAGAUUGUUUGAGAUUUAAUCUUGAGGAUAGGUUGGUGCCACUAGGUUAUACAAAGUAUGGUGAAGUUUUAGCUAUGGUUAGGAGUCGCUGGACGUUGGAUUGGCAUAUAAGCGCGUUCAAUCCUACUGACAGUUCCCACAGGAUAAUUUCAACUCCAAAGGAGUUAAAUUUUGAAUAUCCAAUCGCUUACGAUGAAAAUUUGAUUACACCUACUGGCUAUGAUUGGGAAGAGGAAGAGAGCUGAAAGGGGAAGCAACAUUUGUGUACAUGUUUCGUGGGAAAUAAAAUAAAUAAAAAAGAACAGGGUAUGCAAAUUUUUGUAAGUAAUGCUUGAUUGGUUGUUCGUUAAUAGCUUUGAACUGUUUGUUUCAAGAUACGUUUGCUUUGUUUUAAACAGCUAGUUGAAUAUAUAAUCUGGCUUUUUAUUACUUAUGAAAUAGAUGUACUGUUUUGCUUAAUUGGUGGGUUGUUGCUAAGAUGCUUACGUCGCGGUCACUCUAAUUAGUCCGAAUAAAGCAUAAUAUUCUUUUUGAAGGGCAAAGAAAAUUCCAUUAAUCAUCGACAUCAAAAGAUGGAAUAAA